Molecule: messenger RNA, 1182 nt
Organism: Ochlerotatus camptorhynchus
Lineage: Eukaryota; Metazoa; Arthropoda; Insecta; Diptera; Culicidae
Product: phospholipid phosphatase 5
Exons: 4
Coding region: 203-1090 (295 amino acids)
Biological process (GO): phospholipid metabolic process; phospholipid dephosphorylation
Molecular function (GO): phosphatidate phosphatase activity
Source: RefSeq, a predicted model, not a curated record
UCGUCAUUCGAUUUACGUUCCUCGCUCGAAGUAGAAGCAGACGGCAUAGCAGAAAAGUAGAAGAGCAUCAUUACCGUCAUCAUCAUUGAAUCAACUCUCAACCGAGAAAGUGCAUCUGUGUUUAAUCAAAAACAAUCAACAUACCAGGAAACUGACGUACAGCAACAGCGAGCUGUGCAAAGUCAUUGAACAUCAUUGGAGGAUGAACAAGAAUGGACCCAUCUUGGCAGCUUCGCCGGCCAGGAGUAGCGCUUCUGCAAAUAUUAACCUGUUUCAGGAAAUCGUGAUUCGCCUGAUGCUCUUCGGCUUGUACGUCUACUUCGAGGUGCAGGAACCCUUCGUCCGGUUGAUCCAUCCGGAGGAAUGGUGGCUCUACAAAAAUCCCAUCACUCCGAGCUAUGUUCCACUGUCCUUGCUGUACCCGACGGUGUUUGGCCUGGUUGGUGUGGUCAUCAUCGGGUACUACAUUCGCAGUCGGGACUUCCACGAUUUCAAGUGCGCCUGGUUGGGCUUCUCUUUGGCCUGCACCCUAAAUGGAGCCAUAACCGACGUCAUCAAGGUGGCAGUCGGCCGACCGAGGCCGGACUUUUUCUACCGUUGCUUUCCGAAUGGAUUGGUGAAUGCGGAUAUGGUGUGCACCGGGGAUUCCGUUACGGUUAAAGAUGGACUCAAGAGCUUUCCCAGUGGGCAUUCUUCAUUUGCAUUCGCGGCUCUAGGCUUCCUGGCGUGGUACCUGAUUGCCAAGCUCCAUGCUUUCACCGAACGAGGCAGGGGUCAAUCGUGGCGCUUGCUGGUGGGAAUUUUCCCUCUGUUUGCGGCGUUGUUGGUAGCCAUCAGUCGUACCUGUGACUAUCAUCAUCAUUGGCAGGACGUGACGAUGGGUUCGCUGAUCGGUCUAUCCGUAGGCUAUCUCAGCUAUCGGCUAUAUUACCCGGCGGUGGAUUCGCGAUUUUGCUAUCUCCCGUAUUGCGGCGAGGUGGCAUCACCCAGCUCGAAUAGGAAACCCGUUUUCAAAACGGAGGAACUGACAAACGAAAUCGAAUCGGAUACAAAAAUGUUACUAGAAGACGAAGACAAGGAUAGCAAAUGAGCGUAAUCCGGCAGGAUUGUUCUCUUUAAUCUAUUUUUAGAAGAAUGUAAAUCUGUGGUACUCUUUCCUUGAAACUUUCAUUGUGAUAUGAG